UACGAAACACUUUGGAGACGUUGUUGCGGUAGACGACCUGAGCCUCGAAAUUGUCGAUCGCGAAUUUUUGACGUUGUUGGGCCCGUCGGGUUGUGGCAGACCACGACGUUAAACAUUAUCGCGGGGUUGGAAGACCCGACAAGCGGACAAGUGUUUUUCGACGACGACGACGUGACUAAUGUUCCACCGGAACGACGUGAUAUAGCAAUGGUUUUCCAAACCUACGCCCUAUACCCACACAUGCGGGUUUAUGAUAACAUCGCAUUUGGCUUGCGGAUGCGCCACACACCGACUGAUGAGAUUGAACGGCUUGUGCAAGAGGCGGCGAAGGCGAUGGAAAUCGAUCAUCUGCUCAAAAGGAAGCCACGUGAACUCAGUGGCGGGCAGCGACAACGCGUGGCAUUAGCGCGCGCCAUCGUCCGGAAUGCCCAUGUGUUCCUGCUUGACGAACCGCUCUCAAAUCUCGACGCCAAAUUGCGUGUGACAAUGCGCACCGAGCUCAAACGGCUGCACGCUGAAUUGGAAAAAACCUUUGUCUACGUCACGCACGACCAAGCGGAAUCGCUCAUCAUGUCGGAUCGGAUUGUGGUACUCAAUGAGGGCAAACUCCAACAACUGGGGACGCCUGAAGAGAUCUACAAUCAGCCUGCCAACGAGUUCAUCGCUGGCUUUGUUGGAAGUCCACCGAUGAAUUUCUUCGACGGUCAGUUGCAAAAUGGUGGAGAUCAGUGGCUGAUAAAGGGAGAGGGAUAUACCUGUGAAUUUACACCGGCACCGACACAACGCCUGACUGAAAACGCUUCGGCAAAUGUACAGAUCGGGGUACGUCCGGAAGAUAUUGAGGUGCUGCCGAGCGAAUCACCCCACCGCCCAAGCCACUGUUGUGGUACGAGAACCGUUGGGCAGUGA
Geodia barretti is the source of this 909-nucleotide messenger RNA. The record is from the annotation of a GenBank genome assembly. Lineage: Eukaryota; Metazoa; Porifera; Demospongiae; Tetractinellida; Geodiidae.